GAGGCUGACUGGAGUGCCGUGUAUCGUGGUCGCGGCCGGGUCGGAGAAGCGGGUGCUCCAGCUCCUCCGCGCCGCUGGUUGGUACAAAGGGGGCGCCAGGUUCCUGCUAGACCAGCGGCCCGGCAGGCUGCGCGACUGCCCGCGUGCUUUCCAGGUGCUGGACGGCGUGGCGGACGCCCUGGAGCAUCUCAGCCUCCAGAGGGCCCUCUCGCCUGGGGCGGGGCGAGAAGCCACCGCCGCCGAGGAGGCCGAGAUGGCCGCGUCGACUGUGGCGGCGGCAGCGGCUGGAGCGGUGCCAGCAGGUCCUGCGCGCGCCGAGGAGCCCUCGCAGCGGCCGCCGGGGCCGCCGCGAGCGGGGGCCCUCGAGGCCGCGGGGAAGCUCCUGGCGCUGCUGCGCGAGGGCGGGGCGGAGUGGCGGAGGUGGCUCCCCUUGCACGAGUACAUGCGGGCGGCGCGCCUGGG
This is a messenger RNA of Prorocentrum cordatum, 462 nucleotides long. Lineage: Eukaryota; Dinophyceae; Prorocentrales; Prorocentraceae. The record is from the annotation of a GenBank genome assembly.